AGGGGAGCGGGGAGGGGGCGCCCGGUUCAGAGACAGACUGAAGCGGGAGGGAAGCGUGGUUUUUUUUUAAUCUUUAUCAGUUGUCAGGAACAAGGGACGGUGCAAAAACUACCAAAGCGUGAACAAAAAAAAAAACCAAAAAAACACGGAUUACAAGAAUUAUGAACUUCGGACUUAAAGAAAAAUAGCUGAAACAGACGGAAGUUUUGGAGGUACCAUUGCGUGGCAAAUAAAAAAAAAAAAAAAUAGCAAACUGUUUCCUGGUUUGAGCUACAGGGUCGGCUCGGCUGCUUUGACCGGUGAUUAAGAGGCGGUGCUGCCCGUCCAGGCCAUGGCUGUCCACCCGCGCCGAGUCCGGCUCAAGCCCUGGCUGGUCACCCAGGUGGACAGCGGUCUGUACCCGGGACUCAUGUGGCUGAACAGAGAGGCCAAGAGAUUCCAGAUACCAUGGAAACACGCCACCAGACACAGCCCCCAGCACGAGGAGGAGAACACCAUCUUCAAGGCUUGGGCUCUGGAGACUGGGAAGUACCAGGAAGGGAUCGAUGAACCAGACCCGGCCAAGUGGAAAGCUCAGCUGCGCUGUGCCUUGAACAAGAGCCGGGAGUUCAAACUCAUCUACGACGGCACCAAGGAGGUUCCCAUGAACCCGCUGAAGAUCUACGACGUGUGUGAAAUCCCGCAGGUCAUCGGAAACCCAGGUUCCACGGGCUCCGUUCCCUGGGAGGAGAAUGAUGCAGAUCCGGAGGAAGAGGAGGAUGAAUCGUUUCCCUACCUGCAUGUCAAGGGCUCUGUGUCCCCGAUAGACCCUGCCAGUGUCCAGAGCUGUCCCCCUGUGGAGGUCUGGCCGAAGGAGGAGCCGGUGGAUAUGGAGGUGCCCCCGACCCCCCUUCCUGAGGACAUGUUCAGCUCUCCUGAAAUGUGGAUCAGCUCCUUGCCUAUGACGGAUCUGGAGGUGCAGUUCCAGUUCCGCGGUAAGGAGGCGUGCCCCCCGCUGAUCGUGAGCAACCCCCAGGGCUGCAGGCUGUUCUACGGGGACCUGGGGCCCAUGGUGAACCAGGAGGAGCUGUUCGGGCCGGUCAGCCUGGAACAGCUGCGUUUCCCGUCCGCCGAACACAUCGCCAACGAGAAGCAGCGACUCUUCACCGGCCGCUUGCUGGACGUCAUGGACCGCGGCCUCAUCCUGGAGAUCAGCGGGCAUGAUAUCUACGCCGUGCGGCUCUGCCAGUGCAAGGUGUACUGGUCCAGCCCCUGCGCCCCCAACCCCAACGCGCCCAACCUCAUCGAGAGGCAGAAGAAGGUCAAGCUCUUCUGUCUCGAGUCCUUCCUCAGCAGUGUGAUUGCCCAGCAGAAGGGACAGUCGGAUAAGCCAGCCCAGUUUGAAAUACACCUCUGCUUUGGGGAGGAGUGGCCUGAUGGGAGACCCAAGGAGAGGAAACUCAUCAUGGUCCAGGUGAUCCCGGUAGUGGCCCGCAUGAUCUACGAGAUGUUCUCGGGGGAUUUCACACGCUCCUUCGACAGUGGCAGCGUGCGUCUGCAGAUCUCCACGCCCGACAUCAAGGACAACAUCGUGGCUCACCUCAAGCAGCUCUACCGCCUCCUGCAGACCCACCAGGGACACGAUGGCUGGCAGAUCCCACCCAGCGCCAACAUGCACAUCCCGCCCGCGCUCUCCGCCCAGUAACCAAACAGACCCUUAAACGAUUGACGGGGCAAUUUACCAUGCAGGGCAUUUGCUUAAACAUGUGUGUGUGUAUUUCAACCGUACUCGCCCAUGCUUUGCCAUGGUUUCACUUUAUCACAAUUUGCCAUGCUUUGGCCAUUUUACAAUAGUCAACUUUUACAAACUUUUACAUGAAAGGAUAGCUUCAUUUGUGUAUAUAUAAUGUAAUAUCUGUCUGUCUAGCUAUAUAGAUAUGUGUCUAUUGUACUAUCCAGGGUCAUUUUAUAAAGUCACGAGGCCCUUUUGAAGGACGCUAUCAAUCAAAAGGGGGCUGUAUUUUUUAAUCUCGCAAUGCUUUGUUGCCUGAACCCACGUCCACGCUCGGAUCACUGUCUUGUGAUGUUUUGCACAGAAAUCUACGGUGCCUGGGAGGGGGCUUGAGAGAGAAAACCAUAUUUCAUUGAUAGGUAUCUCGUGACCACAAAAUGUGGAUUUUUUUUCUCUCGUGACUCGUCCCGGGCUCUGCAGAAAUCCACACAAAGGCAUGGCAGAGUUAGGUUUGCAGUGUGAAGUGUGCUGCUGAAUCUCUGAUAAUGCACAGUGCUGGGGUGGUAGACUGAGGAUCACAGAGCUACAAUCCGGGCGUCCGUUGUUUGGCGUCUCCACCUCCACCACCAGAGUUCUACUGAAGAAAUGAUUUUAUCACCCUGCAGCCUCUAGCAAUUUCUUUCAGGGUUCCUGGUGUCAAGUGUAGACAAAAGAAAAAAAAAUAUUGCUGUUUUAAUUGAUACAUUAUUAACGAUGUUUUUUUUUUGUCAUUUUUUGUUGCUAGGAUUUGUCAUUUUUCGUCUUGUAAAUUGCAGGUUAAUACAACAUGUCUUUCUGUUUUAAAGAGCUCACAUCAUUUUUAGGACAGGUGUGUGUGUGUUGAAUUGAAAUGAGGGAUUGCUGAUUGUUCUGAUGCUGUGGAAUCCCUCCUGCAGGACCCGAGUGAAGCGAGCUGGCCCUGUUAACAGGAGAAUCUCCGGUCUCCAGGUCGGAAGGGACUGACACAGACACUCCCAGUUGCUAUAUGGAGCUGGUCGCAGGCAUGGUGUCCACUGUAUUGUUGUUGUGUGUAAACUGAUCUAUGCCUUGCUUGUAUAGCAGAUGUUAUCUAUGCAGCGUGUGACGUGGAUCGCACUGCACUCCUAUGGAGCUCAGUUUAGUAUCCUGCUGAUGUGAUUUAUCUGCACUGUCUGCGUUUACUGAUGCUGCCAGUCAUUGUACUGGGAUCAGACGUGGAGUACCAGCAGCAGUGUAGAGAGUAAAAUGUCUUCGGAAGACGCAAUAUUCAAACAAUAAAUACUAUUUACUAUAA
Molecule: messenger RNA, 3023 nt
Organism: Polyodon spathula (Mississippi paddlefish)
Lineage: Eukaryota; Metazoa; Chordata; Actinopteri; Acipenseriformes; Polyodontidae
Product: interferon regulatory factor 6-like
Exons: 8
Coding region: 332-1684 (450 amino acids)
Biological process (GO): regulation of transcription by RNA polymerase II; immune system process
Cellular component (GO): nucleus
Molecular function (GO): protein binding; DNA-binding transcription factor activity, RNA polymerase II-specific; RNA polymerase II cis-regulatory region sequence-specific DNA binding
Source: RefSeq, a predicted model, not a curated record